Neospora caninum is the source of this 7689-nucleotide messenger RNA. RefSeq lists its product as hypothetical. The coding region runs from base 1 to 7689 and encodes 2562 amino acids. NCBI's taxonomy places the organism in Eukaryota, Apicomplexa, Conoidasida, Eucoccidiorida, Sarcocystidae. The record is from RefSeq and is a predicted model, not a curated record. The transcript has 7 exons.
AUGGAAGGGUCAUCGGCGGGGGCUCCGCUGGCGCUUCUCGGGCCCGACGUGAAAUCUAGUGUCCCCGAGAGAGACUGCGAGAAAGCCGAUGCGGAAGACAUCGAGAGGAACGAGAUGGGAGCGUCUUCUCCCCCCGCGCGCUUCCCGCUCUCCCCUGCCUGUGCGCGACAGUCGGCUUGUGCGCCGCCCGUGUCUCUGCCGGAGCCGGUCCUCCGCCUUGUCCUUUCGCAGCAGAAAGCCGCGAGUCUCCUGGCCGCAGUGGAGACGCGAAUCGCAGGAGAUGUCGACGCCUGCUUGUCCGGCGAGGAGGCGCAGGAGAGCUUGACGCCGUUCUCCUCGCCGCACCGCCUGCUGGAAGAUUUUCUCAGGCGGCAUUUUGUCGAAAAGGAAGAGGCCCAGCAACGAGGGCCCGCACAAGACCAGAAUGACAGAUCAAGCGCUCAUCUCGCCUCUCCUCUUGCCCACGACGCCUUUUUCGCCUCUCUCUCUUCGCCUUUUCCGCCUCUCUCUCUCUCCUUCAAACGCCCGCUGCAGCCUUUGUUGCCACUGUCCCUCAAUCUGCGCACGGUUUUCCGCCGGCAACUGCCUCCCGACCUCGUCGCCUGUCUGCGGAGCGAGCGCGGGCCUUCCCCAGGUUCCGCCCCUCGCUACCAGGUGCUCGAGCCCCUCCAAACACUCUGCAUCUCUCGCGGAAACGAGGCCUUCCUUCUCGCCUGCCUCGUCGCCGAGUCGCCGUGUCUCCGCGUCGGUCCCCUCAGCGGCGACAUUCUCUCGGUGCACGUGUCGCCCGCGCCCGUUGGUUUGCUCUUUUCCGCGGCCUCGCACCUCCUCUUCUUCCUCACGCCUGCGCUCUUGCACGUCUACGCCGUCGUCCUCUUGCCCCGCGUCGCGCCCGGUGCGGACAGCCUGGGAAAGCCCCUCCUCGACAGAGACCAAGGCUCGCAUCCCGGCUCUGUCGUCCUCUCCGCCGAUGCCGGCACUCUCCCCCUCGUCCUCCCGACGUACGUUCACGCUGGGUCUGAUGCGGCGUCUCUCCCUGCGUCGCCAUCUUGGUCUGGCGGUUCGAGUGUGCGCUUCGUCCGCAGCGCGUUUCGGCUAGUGCCGCUCGAGUCGCUCUCGCUGCCGUUUCCCGAGACGCUGCGUUCGCGGUUUUCGCGGGCGACUCCGGGUGUCUCUCCAGAGACAGGAGCCGUCGGGCCGUCUCUUCUUUCGUCCACGCUCGACGGCGCCGUCUUCCUCUUCGCGCCAGACGCCGCCUCGGCCGCGGACGAGCCCAACGAGCGGCGGCGCGCGCGACCGCAGAGACUCGGAGACAUCUACCAGUUGCUCCUCCGGCCCGGACCGCCUGGUCGCCUGCAGUCCCCGGCGCGUCUGCGGCGCCUGCCGCUCUCUCUCGCGGGCGCGGGCGCGCUCUGUCCGGUCUGCGGGCAAUCCGCGCAAGCAAGGAGCGGGAAAGGCGUCUCGCCCCUCGACGCGCCGCCUCCACACACGCGCGGCGCGGCCGGCGUGAAGCUGCUCAGGUGCUUCCCCGCGAGGCUCCUCGCCGUCGUCGACUCUCAGGACGGGGUGUACGUCUACCGGCUCGUCGCCGACUCGAGAAGAUGCGCAGCGCACAGACGCAGCGGCGCCUGUGGCCAGGGAGACGCAGCAGACAGAGCAGAGGACGGCGAAGGCGCAGACUCAGGGGCGGGGCCCGUAGGCCAAACUGGGCAGACGUGGUGGGUCCGAUCUCUCCUCCGGUCGGCCAGCUUCGCCAACACAUACCGAGAAGAAGGAGCGGACGAGGAGAACGACAGCGAGGACGAGACCAGCUCGUGGCAGGGAUGGGGCGUCGGAGGCGUGGUCGGCUCGGUUUCUCGAAAAAUCCGAAGGCUGCUGGCUCGGCGGUCGUCGUCGCCUUCGCCUCUUCCUUGCUCUUCGCUCUUCCCCCCUCCCUCGGCGCUCCCGCUCAGUCGUCUCUCUUCUGCCCUCGCAGGCCCCGGCGCGUCUGGAGGGCUGCCCCGCUCAAAUUCCCUUUUCAGUGACUCGCCAAGAGACCAAGAUGAAGUCGCGAAUGAAGAUUCUUCAUCCUGUGUCGCGGCUGUCUCCCGAGAGGCCUAUUUGGAGGCGGUGGUCAACACGCUCGGAGAGACGUCUUCGCAGACGUCUGGCCCGUGGAGCUCAACUAGCGCCCGUUACGGGGUCGACAGUCGCGACCGUGUCUCCUCCGCGGUCGUCGUCAAGGGCCUCGAGUGCGUCGCCUAUAUGCCUGCAGAGGUCUGGCGCGCGCGCCUCGUCUUCUCUCGGGCCAAAUCUGCGGCGCACGUGAAAGCGAGGGGCGGAGACACUACGGGGCCAAAACGCGGCCAACAGCAGAAAGGCGGAAGAGACUUCUUUUCCUCCCUUUUGGCCGCGAACUCUGGAGAGACGCGACCCACGGGAGAGACCCAGUUGCGCGCCGCGGCAACCGGAGACCGCAAACAAGAGCGCGUACACGCGCGAGAAGCUUGCGAAGAUCUCCUUCUCUCGGUCGUUGACAUCAUUCCCGCACUUACCGUCGGGCCGUACCCCACUGCCACGCUAGUCACAGCCAGAGGAGACCGAGUCGUGCUUCGUCUGCGCCCUUCUCUGUCCUGUUGUGGCUGUGAGCCUCGACAUGAGAUGGGCGCUGAGCGAGACCUCUCGGGACACCCGCUUUCUCUCUCGGUCUCCUCCGUUCUCCCUUCUCCCUUCUUCUCCGCUGUUUCCUGCCCCUUGAGUCGACUCUCAUCCACUCUGUCUUCGGCUCUUUGUCCAUUCUACGGAGACGCCGCUUGUUCGUUUGGAGCGCCUUCCUCUGGGCAUCUGCCUGAGACGCCUGCGCGGUGCUCGUACUACAGCAACGGCUUGAGUUUGUUUGCGCCGUCUCCGACGCUCUCGCGCCUCUUCGAAGCUCGGAAUGAGGUGAAAUCUGAAGAAUGCGGCGCCUCUUCCGCAUUUGUCUCUCUCCGUGUCUCUCUCCCCUCCGCUGCGGCUUCGUCCCCCUUCUUCCUUUCCUCCUGCCUGCCUCUCCAGCUGCCCUCGCCGCCUCUGGCUGCAGGAGAGUUUCCUGUCUUCUUCGCCUCGACUGACUCCUCGCCGUCCUUCUCUCUCCCCCCCACCGAUGGCCUUCCGCCCGCUCUCGACUUCUCGCCCAACGUCUCGCCUUUCGGCGAUUCUUCCUUCUCUUCUGCCCCGUCGCCGUCCGAAGCCGCGCUGGUCCGGCGGCAUUUGGUCAUUGUCUGCGCGACGGAAAUCUUCCUCAUUUCUGUCGACCGCUGCCGAGCCUGCUUGGCCCCGGCCGGCGCCGAGCCCCUGGCGGACGCCUCGAUCUUUACGCACCCGCCCUCGCCCCGGUCCACCGCCGCGCUCGACGCUAGUUGGGCUCUGGAGACCUGCACGGCUUCGGGCGCAGCCGCGGCUGCCGCGGCGCGGGCCCGGGCCCUCGCCUCCGCGACCGCCGUCCUGGAGGCCGCAGAGCCCUGGGUGCGUGCGGGCCCGGUAGGCCCGCGCCUCGAGCGCCUGGCGCGGGAUCUUCUGCAGAACGCGUGCGUGCUGGCUGCGGCGCUUCCGCCUUCGCUGCCGGCGCCGAUCUGGAGCCCCUCGCUCUGGCAGUGUCUCUUCGAGGUCGCGAGUCAGCGCGAGGGCGCGCAGACGAGCGAGAACGCCGCUCUCGGCCUCUUCUUCUCGCUCUCCCCCGAGCCGCUCGGGACCACCCAGCAGGCGGCGCAGCCCGGGCUGCAGCCAGUCUUCUUCCUGCGCCGGCUCCACCUCUCGACGCCCACUGGGCGGCCUCGCCACGCGCAGUCGCGCCGCGCUCUCGGCAGCCCCCCUCAGCCUGACCGCGGACAGAUCGAGAGCGGAGAGAGGGAACCCGAUGCCGGAUCCGGAGAGGGCGAAGACGACGCCAGCCUCGGGUGGUGGACGGAAGAAGAACGCGAGGCGAGAGACGUGCGCCGCAGUGAAGCGCAGAUGGAGGCAGCGCCUUCGCCACGAGGUUCGGCAGCUAAGCGAGACGAGUCGCCAGACGAACAAGUCGCGCCGUGGCUCGAGGGCCUGGCAGCCAACGCGGUGCUUCUGCUCCGCCGCAUCGCCGACUGGCCCAUCUGCAUGCUCAACCCUUCACUUCUGGAUCCGAGCGUCUCCGGCUCGCUCCUGUCUCCGUCGUCUCCGACGUGCCCGUCGUCGCUUCCACCGAAACUCUACCCUGUCUCUGUUCGAUGGAAUGCCGCGUACUUGGCUACGGUGUACGAUCAGCUGAACGCAGUCCUUCGCUUCCUCUACCUGCAGUGUCUUCCCACCGCGAGUCUCUCCUUCAUUGCGGCGCUCCUCGCGUCGCCGCUCUCGCCGGCUGCUCUGCUGCGCCUGCCGCCCUCGUCAACCUACAACGAGGGCGACGCAGCCGCGCGCGCGAGGAAGGCGUUGCUGGCCGUCUUGUCUCCAUCCGACGCGCCACAGUGCGCAGACGGGGCAGGGCGCGGGGAGCGGCGCAACUCGGUGAAGGCGCAGUACCGCAGACAGGAGAUGCUCUUGCUGGGCCUGACCUUGAGCCUUCUGAAGGCGCGCGAGAUCGUCUACCUCUUCCUCCUGGUCCACGAGUUCUCGCCCGCCCGCCAGCAACACUUUUGGUUUCGGCUCGCAGGCAACGCGAGUGAAGAGAGCGACGACGCGUCCUGGGAGUCUCACACGCCGCCUCUGUGCCUCCUUGCCAUGGAGUCUUUCUUCGUCACGGCCAUGGAGCAUUUCCUUGCUUCCACAAACCGUCCUUAUCCCGUGAUAGCCCUCCACUUCGCGCUGCGUCUUCUUUUCGCAUCGCUCCGGCUGGGUUCCCCCUCCUCUUCUCCCGCUUCGUCUUCUCUAGCUCGCCCAGAGAUGAUUGCGAGGGCCUUUGGAGAGGCGUUGGGUCGGGGGGCGGCGAAGGAGGCCGAGCGCAAGAGCGCGCGAGAGAAGGGCGAGGUUGCGACGCACUUUCCGUUGUUCCUGGCCCAGGCCUGGGCACAGUACCUCGUGUGCAUUCUCAACUAUGAAAUUCCGGAAGACGCUUUCUUCCAAGACGGGGAAGCCGGACGGCCAGAGGCGGAAGUGGAGACCUGCGAGCAGCGGGGCGAACGGGAGGAAAGAAAACGCGCUGCACUGGAGCAGCUGCAAUGGGCGGCUCUCGACCAGCUCUUCAGUGUCUAUACGCUUCAGCUCCCGCCGCUUCCCGACACGCCAGGGACGCCGACGGGCAGCGGAGAGACAGGAAACGGAGAGGAGACAGCGCGAACGGCGAGCAGCCGCGUUGCCGAAGCGCGUGCGUUCGGCGUCUUUGGGCCUUUUCUCCCCCCGGGAAACGAAUACGUUGUCUCGGCUCUCGAGCGUCUCGUUCGCCAGAGUCUGGACAGGGGUGUAUGUACACCUGAAAUUGCGAGCGGCGGGGGAGGGGGAAACCCGACGCACCAUACCUCGCCUGCGUCCCUCGCGCCUUCCUUCCCCUGGCCUUCUUCCUUUUCGCCGUUGUCUGCAUGCGACGACAUGGACGCAGACGCGUCGUGGCCUCGAGACGAGCCAGCGACGCUCACUCCCGCGGCGCUCCGAACCCUUCAGGUGUAUCUCCACCGCCGCUUCUUCCGGAGCGGCAGAGCCGCCCAAGGCGACGUGCUGCUUCGGCUGUACAGACACCAGGGGGCGCGCGUCGAGUCUGCUGCCGUCCUCUGUGCUCUCGGAACGCGCGCCGGAAAGCAAGGGGCCUUUCUCUCCGAGGACGAUGCGGGGACACGGAACGCGGCGGAGCUCGAAGCGACAACUGGACGAGACAGCGAAGUGCAACAGGACGCGUCUCGCCAAGAGGCGGACGCGUGUUCGCUUCUUCUUCCCAUCACCGUGAAAGCCGAAGCGUUGCGGUGGGCAUGCGCCACGCUCCAGGAGGAAAUCGAUCUCGCUCUCGCGCGCGAGAAAAACGGAACGGGGCUGCACAGAAGCGCCCCAGAUGAAGCAAGAGGAGGAGACACUUUUUGGCGCGCGCCACGCUUCCCAGCCGACAGGCUGCCGACAACCGAGGCUCUCCUGCAUCUCUUCGGACAGCUCUUCCGAACGGCAGAAGAGGUUGCUUUCUUGACGCGCGCAGGAGAGAUUGAAGAGGGGGAAGGUGACCACGGAGGGAACGCGAGAGAAGCACGGCGACGAGCGGCAAUCCGACAACUGAUGGUUGUCAGAAACGGGAUCCAAAAUCUCAGCGAGGCCCUCGAAGGCCUGCAGCUGCCUCUCUGGUGUCACCUGAAGAGCCGCCUCGAGAGUCAACAUGCUCGAUAUUUGCUCCAGUCUCAGCCCGCCGCCUGCAGCCUCUCCGCCGAGACAGACCCCGAUCUGCGGGUUUUCCCCUCCACCAUCGUUCCCCCCGUCUCCCUCCAAGGUGUAUGUACACUUGGCCAGCAGCUGGAGACUGUGCCCAAUCUGUUCCACGCGGCACAAAUGUUUUUCUGCGUCCCUCUCUCUCUCCGAGCUCUUCUCUUUGACUUCAGGCGACUCGUCUCGCUCACCUGCCUCUCCCUCCUCCCUCUGCCACGUCCUUCCUCUUCGUCUCCCGCUUCUCCUCUCGCAGGUCUGUCGGCAGACGCGGCGAACGACGGUCUGCGAGUGUGGAUGGGAGAGACCGGGGCACCCGAACGAGCGGAUGAAGGGCGGGAAGAGGCCGCAAUUCGCCUCCAGGGGGCGAUCGCGGCAUCUCCGCAAUUUCCAACCCUGCAGAAUGCAGCGGAGACAGUGCGCGAAACAGCCGAGGCAGUUCUCUUCGCCUUGGCUGCCCGACUCGCCGUCGCGCCUGACAGCUUCCACCAGCUAACCGCAACCCUCGACCUGACGAGUCCUGGUGUGAGUCGCUCGGAACGCGAGGAAACCCCCUCGCUGAUUGAGAAGGUUCUGGACGUCUGUAUGUACAGCUGGACCGCCGACUCCCCGGCGCUCUUCCCUUACGACUUUGUCUCCGUGUCUCCUCUCUUUCCUAUUUCGGAGGCCGGGAAUCUCGAGAUGCUGUGCUGUUUGGAGGCGGUGCAUGCGUUCUCGCGCUGCUUGGAGGCGCCAUGCAAACGCUCCGAACAAGUUGAUGUGUGUGCCAAUCUGCUGGUGGCCGAACGCUGGCUGCGGCUCUCGCCUUCCGCGUACGCCUCCGCGUUUCAGGUGUACUCCGAGCUUCUCCACGCGAGAAGUCGCCUGGAUGUUGCCUGCGAGGCAUUGCGUCAGGGUGUUGCGCGUCUCCUUCGCACGGAAAACUUCGCCGAAGCGCAUGCAGGAACGGCGGAUCUCUCUUCUGUCCAGCUUUCGUUCUCUGCUUCCGGUGUGGAGGCCGCUGUGACAGCUGGACUGUCUCCCGAAGCGUUGGAGGCACACAUCGUUUCCGUUAUGGUGUCUCUGGCGGCGCUGUGGGUGGAGGACGCAGCCCGAGAUAGGACGCAGGAAGAACGGGAGUCUUUUUGGUCUGAGGAAAUGCAUGCACUGGCCUUACAGACACUCGCGCCUUUCUUGCGAACCGUCGCGGAACAGAGCGGAGACGCGCUCGCGAGAGAGACGGCAGAGGCCGACGAAGGCGACGAAGAUGACGCGAGAGAAAGGAGCAGGGACGGCGGAGAAGGAAGCCGCGUUCCGGCGCAGGUGCCAGCGAAGGCACGCGAGACGCUGGAGAAGCUCGGGCGCCUCGCAGGUCCAGAGGAGCUGUAA